Messenger RNA from Momordica charantia (bitter melon), 492 nucleotides. Its product is annotated as cytochrome P450 family protein. The record is from RefSeq and is a predicted model, not a curated record. NCBI's taxonomy places the organism in Eukaryota, Viridiplantae, Streptophyta, Magnoliopsida, Cucurbitales, Cucurbitaceae.
CCGUUCUUGCUUCUCUUCUGAUGACAAAAACAAGAACAAGAAGAAGAAGAAGAAGAAGAAAAAGGUGAGAUUUGCAGAGGACGUGAAGGAGCCGAGUGGGAACGGAGAGGAGUACAGGAAAGAGCACGACGAGAAGCUGGCGAUGGCGGAAAACAGAGAAAGAAGAAGAAGAAUAAGCUGUAGAAAUCAAAUUCCGCCGAAUCGAGUUGCUCUCUAUAAUGGAAUUCUCAAGCAGCGAUCGCACAGGAUGGAAUGUUCCUUUUGAAUUCAACCCAACGCCAAGCAACAACAGUUUUUUUUUCUUGAUCUUUCUUUCCCUUCUCCUCCUUUUUUUUCUGUUUUUUUUUAAAUCUCUUUUUCUUUUUGGGGGUUUUCUUGUUUGUUUCUGUUUGGGGAAAACAUUAGAGAAAUCUUGGUUUUCUGUGGCUGUAAAUGGAUGCUGAUGGUGGAGACCACUUUUUUUCAUAAUAGUAAAUACUAAAUUUUAUUUUA